Nicotiana tabacum (common tobacco) is the source of this 977-nucleotide messenger RNA. NCBI's taxonomy places the organism in Eukaryota, Viridiplantae, Streptophyta, Magnoliopsida, Solanales, Solanaceae. The record is from RefSeq and is a predicted model, not a curated record.
GCCCAUAUCAUAAAUCACUUUAGCGAUAACGGAAAAGGUACCAGACAGCCAGCUAACCUUUUGGCCAUUUUUUUCCCCUUUUUCUCUUCAUCUCUCUCCUUCUCUUACAACCUUCCAGUCUUCCCAUCUCAAAUCUUGCCGCUAUUCUGCUUUUCUUGGAAUUUGAUGAAUUAGCUGAAAUUUUAAAAGGAACUGUUGUUUUAUUUAAAGGGUUUGUGAAGGAAGUGUAGAGAAUGGCGUGUAAAGGGUUCUGGGAGUGCUUGUUGAAGCUCUUGAACUUCUUGUUGACCCUUGUUGGUUUGGCAAUGGUGGGGUAUGGUAUUUACCUCUUUGUUGAGUACAAAAAUCAUUCGUCCUCUGGGGAUGAUUACCCGGUUGCACCAACAAGUAGUGCUGAAGUGAUAGAGUUCGGUCGUCCAAUGCUGAUCGCUGUAUCGUUGGCUGACAACAUCUUUGAUAAACUUCCAAAAGCUUGGUUCAUAUACUUAUUCAUUGGUAUUGGAGCGGUUCUUGUCGUUGUAUCUUGCUGUGGUUGCAUUGGAGCGGCAACAAGGAACGGAUGCUGCCUGAGUUGUUACUCUGUGCUGCUUUUCUUGUUGAUCUUGGUAGAGCUAGGUGCUGCUGGUUUUAUAUUCUUUGACAAAAGCUGGAGAGAGGAAAUUCCAAGUGACAAAACGGGUAACUUUGAUACGAUCUAUGACUUUCUGGAGGACCACUGGAAGAUUAUCAAAUGGGUUGCCCUUGGGGCAGUUAUUUUGGAGGCUCUUAUAUUCUUAUUGGCCCUCGUUGUAAGGGCAGCGAACAGACCAGCAGACUAUGAUAGUGAUGAUGAGUACAUAGGUGGUCCCAGACAACAAAUCCGACAGCCACUGAUCAACAAUAGGCCACCAAAUCCUGCAACUGGCGUCCCUGUUGCUGGUACCCUUGAUAAUCGUCCAAGUAGAAAUGAUGCAUGGAGUACACGCAUGAGGGAAAAG